Molecule: messenger RNA, 2763 nt
Organism: Phascolarctos cinereus (koala)
Lineage: Eukaryota; Metazoa; Chordata; Mammalia; Diprotodontia; Phascolarctidae
Gene: SLC5A11
Product: solute carrier family 5 member 11
Biological process (GO): transmembrane transport
Cellular component (GO): plasma membrane
Molecular function (GO): D-glucose:sodium symporter activity
Source: RefSeq, a predicted model, not a curated record
UGUCCCAGCCUUGUAGGAAGAGCAAAGGGUCUUGCCAGUAUGAGUCCGAGUCCCUGAAGAUCUCUGGAAGAAUGGGCUUCUGGGAAGUGGAAGGGCAAGGACCCCUUCCUUCUCAGAGACCUGAAUGAACCACAGGAAUGGAGGAAAUGAAGUGGAGACCUCCUGAAUGGAUUCGUGGCUCCAGGGAUCAAGGUUCCUGCCAUUCCCCCUGGGACUCCCAGUUGACUCCUGCCCCUUUGUGACAGUGGGAUGGUAUUAUGCCUUUUCUAAUCCCCCACGCAGCGUUCAGUGGAGGCUGGAGUUUGGAGUUUGACCGGCAACAUCUCGGGAGCGCGGAAGCAAUAGUGGCCAGAGCUUUCUACUUCCUCAGUCCCUCAAGGCUGGAAGGAGAGGAGAGCCUGCUUCCAGAUCUCCCCUUCUCUUGUCCAUCUCCUUGCUCUCCUCAGCCUUUCUGGGGAACUAUUGCCUUACCAGUCAGAUCAGCUCACAGGACCUCUGUAAGAUAGAUGCAACUGUGCAGGACAAGCGAAAGACAGCAGCCAUGGAGACGAUUCGAAGCAGCUCCCUGCCUUCCCACCAUGAUGACCUGGAAGCCUUUCCAAACGAGAUGCUGGAGACUGUGGACAUUGUGGUUCUCAUCCUCUAUUUUGUGUUUGUCCUAGCUGUGGGACUUUGGUCUAUGUGGAAGACCAAGAGAGACACUGUCCAAGGAUACUUCCUGGCUGGAGGGAACAUGAUAUGGUGGCCGGUGGGAGCUUCUCUCUUUGCCAGUAACAUAGGAAGUGGGCAUUUCAUUGGCCUGGCUGGAUCAGGAGCAGCUGUGGGGAUUUCCGUAACAGCUUAUGAGUUUAAUGGGAUCUUUUCUGUGCUGAUGCUGGGCUGGAUUUUCCUUCCUAUCUACAUUGCUGGAGGGGUCACCACCAUGCCGGAAUACUUACAAAAGAGAUUUGGAGGCAAACGGAUUUCCUUGUUCUUGGCUAUUCUCUAUUUGUUCAUCUACAUUUUCACCAAAAUCUCGGUGGACAUGUAUGCGGGAGCCAUCUUUAUCCAGCAAUCCUUACAUCUGAAUUUGUACCUUGCAGUGGUGGGACUGUUGGCGAUUACAGCUGUGUAUACAGUGGCAGGUGGCCUGGCAGCCGUGAUCUACACAGAUGCUCUGCAGACUAUCAUCAUGCUGGGAGGAGCAUUCACUUUAAUGGGAUACAGUUUUGCUGCAGUUGGUGGGAUGGAAGGGCUGAAGAACAAAUACUUUACAGCCGUGGCCAGCAACCAGAGUGCCAACAACAGCUGUGGGUUGCCUAGAGAUGAUGCUUUCCAUAUUUUCCGAGACCCUGUCAAUUCUGAUCUUCCCUGGCCAGGGAUCCUCCUUGGAAUGCCAGUUCCUUCACUUUGGUACUGGUGUACUGAUCAGGUCAUCGUCCAACGGUCUCUCGCUGCCAAAAACCUUUCCCAUGCCAAAGGGGGCUCGCUGAUGGCUGCGUACCUGAAGAUGUUGCCUCUCUUCCUGAUGGUGAUGCCUGGCAUGGUUAGCCGAGUCCUCUUCCCAGAUUUGGUUGCCUGUGCUACCCCUGAGAUGUGCCAGAGAGUCUGCGGCAACUCCGCUGGAUGCUCUGAUAUCGCAUACCCCAAACUUGUUCUGGAGCUCCUGCCCAUAGGGCUCCGGGGACUGAUGAUGUCCGUGAUGGUGGCUGCACUGAUGUCCUCCCUCACCUCCAUCUUUAAUAGUUCCAGUACCAUCUUCACCAUGGAUCUCUGGCUCCAUUUUCGGCCCAAAUCUUCUGAAUGGGAACUCAUGAUUGUAGGCAGAGUGUUUGUGCUGAUGCUGGUCGUGGUGUCCAUCCUCUGGAUCCCGUUGGUGCAGGCGAGCCAAGGUGGUCAACUCUUCGUUUAUAUCCAGUCCAUCAGCUCUUACCUGCAGCCUCCAGUGGCCAUUGUUUUCACCAUGGGCUGUUUCUGGAAGCGAACAAAUGAAAAGGGGGCCUUCUGGGGUCUGCUGGUUGGCCUGUUCAUAGGAAUGAUCCGGCUGGUACUGGAUUUCAUCUAUGUGCAGCCUCAAUGUGACCAGGUCGAUGAGCGCCCAGAUGUGGUGAAGUACGUUCACUACCUCUACUUCUCCAUGAUCCUGUCUGUCGUCACACUGGUCACCGUGGUCACCGUGAGUUGGUUCACAGAGCCACCUUCUAAAGAGAUGAUCACUCGUUUGACCUGGUUCACUCGCCAUGACCCCUUGAUCCAGGAGGAACAGGUAUUAGCAGACCCUUUCCCUCCGAGCUUCUCCAAGAACAUGACCCCAGAAGGCAGCAGCGCCAGUGCCCGCUUUGAGAUCACCCAGGAUACGCCUUCUAAACUUCAAAGCAGCAACACUACCGAAAAAUCAUCCAAAGUGAAGAAAGCCAUCAUUUGGCUUUGUGGAAUGGAUUCUGAGGCUAGUGAGACAUCUAUGAAGAAACCCGAACCUAUUGUGACUUCUUUAGAAGAAAACUCUCUUGUCAAAAGGAUUCUGAAUAUCAACCUGAUCAUCUGUAUUAGUGUGGCCAUUUUUCUCUGGGGCUACUUUGCCUAAUGAUGGUAUUGGGGGUGGGGUGGGAUGGGUUUCAAGGUUUUACUCUUCCUGAUUUUUUUAUUUCAUGAAAACAGUGGUUGGUGGUUUUUUUGUUUUGUUUUUAAAAACCAUUAUGGUGUUGGUGUUUUCUAAACCUUUAACACAAAUGACUUUUAGGUCUGAAUUUUUGUGAGAGAGAUGAAAAAAUAUGAGAAAGGCAA